UGUAGAAGUACCUAAAAAUGGAAACGUAGGUAUUAACAAAAUGAAUGAAUUGGAAAAACGAAAGAAUUAUACAUAUCUGAAUAACGAGAUUGAGGAUAUAAGGUUUAUGAGGUUUGAAGGCAAUAAUAAAUAUAUGAAAAGUAUUCAAAGGCGUGGUGGAAAUGCUAAAAUACAUAAGCCAAGAGCGAAGAGAAAAGUGAAUGUUAGUUCAAGUGAAGCCGUUAAUAAUGGAUGCAUAAGGAAUUUGAAAUGUGCAGAAAAUGGUGGUUUAUAUGAGCGGCAUGAUCUUGGGUUAUGUAAUCGAAAUCGAAUGGGUCGAGCAGUGAUAAAUCAAGUGGACCACUGUACAACCAAAGAAAGUGGUGAUUCGAUUGAUGUGAAUGAAAAGAAAAGUAACAAUUUGCUGAUAUUAAGUGAGAAAAUAAUUCAAAGAAAGCAGGCUGAGGAAAUAGCCCGAAGAAAUGAACAUGGUGAAAAGGUGUGUAAUAAAGCCGCUAAAAAUGAUCAGAGAGAAUAUUUUGAAGCGAUGGUAACUCAGAAUGGAAUAAAUGAUAAGAAUAAAGGUGUAGUUACAAUGUGCACAAUAAAUAGUGACGAAAAGGAGAUCGAUGAAAGUGAUGGUAAGAAUAUGAUGAAACCUGAAAAUAUAGAUGAUGUUGAUGAAGCGGUAAAAAGGGUGAAAGUAAAUGGAGGAUUUGCAAGAACGUCAAUUAGGCUUAGUUCGAAUGUGAAUAAAAUAAGCAUGGAGUAUGUGAAAAAGAAAAGACAUGCCUGGAAAUGUAUAAAUAAAGGAACUAGUGGUCAUAAUGAGUUCGUUGGUUAUGUUCCCGAACUCGAGGUUGAUGUUAAUGGUGUUAAGGUAGUUCAGAAGUUCUAUGUAAAGCAUGGAUUAACUUCUGAUGUCAUUCUUGGAAUGCCAUGGAUCACAAAAACAAGAGAAGAUAAAUUUGUAGAUGUUAGGUGUGUUAAAGGUGAAUUGAUUAAGGAUGAUCAUGUUAAUGGUGAAGAAGAGAAAAAAAGGAUCGUUAAUAAAAAGAAGAACUUUGAUGAAUCAAAACAGAUAGGUAAAAUAAAAGAUGAAAGUAUACCUGAC
Dentiscutata erythropus is the source of this 1093-nucleotide messenger RNA. The record is from the annotation of a GenBank genome assembly. Lineage: Eukaryota; Fungi; Glomeromycota; Glomeromycetes; Diversisporales; Gigasporaceae.